AGCCUGCCCGCGCACCCCGCCAUACAACCCCGACCGUAUUUCAGCCACGACCGACUAAUAAAACGUGAUGAAAACUCGCAAUCGGGACAUAAACGAGAUAUAAACCAUGAACUUCGCGCCGUUUACCGGACACAUUCCGUCGGCGACGGCAAUACCGACCAUUCAUCAGUUCGCCGCCAAGUUCGGGUACGAGGGCAGCGGCGGUGGCAGCGUGGUGCAGGAGACACGUUACCAGGCCUCGGGCAGUGGAGUGCAGUUUGCGGUGGCACCGGCCGCCGGCGUUGCUGUCGAUGGGGUCAAAUUCAGACAAGCCGAGAGUGUGGUGGUGGUCAGCAACGCUCAGCCAGGGACGGUUACGUUGGCGGGAAUCGCGCCUAUACAUAGUGUAAAUACAGGAGUUAAAUACCAGAGUAUAACGGCCACCUCUUCAACCGUGAACGUGGGUAACAUCGCGUACGGAGGUGGAGGGCAAGUAGGCUACGUGCAGGAGACGGUGCUGAAAGGAGAACAACGUGACAAACGGGAGUAUCGUGAAGAGCUGCACCAUGAUCUAAUGGCUUCCAUGAUGCAACAACACCAGGUGUCGCAAACGCCGUUGCAACAAGGCACUCAGCAACUGCUGGUUGUGCUGCAUGAGCCAAAGGAAGGUGCGGCACUCGCACGAGCUAUCAAGCAGGAGGGACGCAACCACAGGGAUCUAACCGCGCCCGCUGAGUUCAUCAGUAUAGGCGAUGUAACAGAUAGUUCGACAUGGCAGACAUUAGGUGGCGGGGUGGCGGACUAUCUGUCCGCGCUACCGCUACCGCUGCACCACUUGCUGAAAUACUCAACUGCUGCAGAUGGCAAGCGAGAGGAGCCCACCAUCGUCACCGUCGCUACCAACUCAUUACCACCGAUUUCUACAUUGACUUCGGUUCCGACGAAUGUAGUGAAUAGCGUCGUGGUUCAAACAGCGACGAUCGUAAACCCGACUACGACUCACACAACACAGUCGAACCACUCAGUCAAUGUGAACACCAUCUCGAUCUCUAAGAAGAAAAAGAAGAAGAAAGCGCUUAAAGAGAAAAAACCCCGACCGAAACCCGGGGAGAUAAGACUGACGACUGCACUUGACGGCAGCACGUUAUACUGCUGCCCGGAGUGCCACAUGGCGUAUCCCGAACGAGGUCUUCUAGACCAACAUCUCGUGGGCCAUACAAUGGAACGAAGGUUCAUCUGCGACAUCUGUAAUGCUGCGUUGAAGCGUAAGGAUCACCUCACACGACAUAAACAGUCACACAACCCGGAGCGGCCGCACGUUUGCUCCGUGUGUCUGAAGGCUUUUAAGCGCAAGGAGCAGCUCACUCUACACUUCAUUAUACACUCGGGCGAGAAGAGGCACGUCUGCAACGAGUGCGGGAAAGGUUUCUACCGCAAGGACCACCUGCGCAAGCACACGCGCUCGCACAUCGCGCGCCGCGUAAAGGCGGAGCUGUCGCAGCAGGCCACCGCGCCGCCGCUCUCGCAGCAAUCGGUACCCGCGCCGCCACUGGAGCCUUCUUGACCCAACGACGAAAAGAAUGACUUACUGACUCUUAUCGCAGCCGCGAAAGACGCUUUUUGACAGUAGGCUGUGAAGGUAUAAUCAGCUAUUAAAAAGGAAAAGAAAAUACGAAAAAUAUUGCCAGAAUAUACGAUUCCAAAAGUCAAGACCAAAAGAGUUGGUUUAGAAAUAGAAUAAAUUGUAUAAAAUUGAUUUCCAUACUUACGAAGGGAACUGAUUUCAUUUAAAAUGUUGAUUGGAAUUGGACUUAUUGUAAUGAAAAGGUAACAACAAACUCGCAAUAUUUUUGUCGACGCACACUACACCCGAUAAAAAUAGUUUGAAACUCCUAAUUUUAUAGCUCAUGGGUCAACUUAAGAUUUAGUUUGUUUUACAAAAAAUGAAAACCUGCCGGUUUCAUUCUUGAUGUAUAUUUUGUAUCAAAUAUUAUUUGAAAUUCGCUUAAAUUUUACGCCCCGCCUCUCGGACAUAUUCAUAACAAGAUUUCACGUAAGUUUUAUAUUUUCAUUUCAACUAUUUAGUAAUGUUGUGACUUUUCGUUAAUCUUUAUCCAAUUACAAAUAAAACAGGACUUGUUAAAGUUUUUGUAAUUGUGGAUAAUUAUAAUUUCAUGAAUACUAAUCUUCAACGUAGUAUAGUGAUUAGUGUUGUAAUUUAAAAUGUAGUAUUGCCUUUUAGAAUAAAUAUUUUCUUCGCUCUUGAUAUGAGUGUCGGGGAUUAAAAAUUGAAGUUUAGUAAUUUUGUUGAAAUAAAAACGUUAAACAGAUAAGUAAAACUCAUUUCAAUAGGUAUAAUUCUGUAAAUAAAAUAUAUUAUAUUCAUAUGUAAAUA
Vanessa atalanta (red admiral) is the source of this 2374-nucleotide messenger RNA. Its product is annotated as chorion transcription factor Cf2-like. NCBI's taxonomy places the organism in Eukaryota, Metazoa, Arthropoda, Insecta, Lepidoptera, Nymphalidae. Gene Ontology annotation, molecular function: DNA-binding transcription factor activity; RNA polymerase II cis-regulatory region sequence-specific DNA binding. Bases 107 to 1543 code for a protein of 478 amino acids. The record is from RefSeq and is a predicted model, not a curated record. Gene Ontology annotation, biological process: regulation of transcription by RNA polymerase II. The transcript has 10 exons.